This is a messenger RNA of Mercenaria mercenaria, 1129 nucleotides long. RefSeq lists its product as uncharacterized. The record is from RefSeq and is a predicted model, not a curated record. The coding region runs from base 65 to 871 and encodes 268 amino acids. The transcript is spliced from 5 exons. Lineage: Eukaryota; Metazoa; Mollusca; Bivalvia; Venerida; Veneridae.
UUAAUCUCGCCCAUCACAAGAGAGAAAAACUGCCGAUAUUCCUUUCUUCAUUGUAAAGAUAAUUAUGGCAAAGCAGUCUUACUUUCUUUUGUGCCUUGCGGUUGUUUUAGUGAUUACAAACCUUGCUGAAUGUGGUCGUCGUUGUCGUUCUGUAUCAAGUAGAAAGCUAUCAGCAAAGCUCGAUGAGAUAAACAGCACACUUAGUGAACAGCUCAUUGAUGCGAAUGCUAAUAUAAACAAACUCCUAGAGCAGAAAACUGAUUUUCCAGCUUGUAUAGAACCUUGUCAACCUGACAUAAGGGACAUGUGGUUUCGAACAACAAUUGGUAUUGGCAAAGAUUCUGUGACGGCAUGGAGAACUGGAGAUGGGGCGACAGACGAUCCAGAGUGCCGAAAUGUCAGGAAAAAUGGUUGCAGACUUCACUACAGAGAUCCGCGGAUAGACACGUGGUCCCUACAGAAAAUAACAAAGGUUCAAUAUUCAAUCUACAAAGAUGGAAAACAGGUUGCCUGGGUGUUAUUUAACGCCGUUGGUAGCACGAUGGACAACUGGUUUGACAAAAGUAGAGUAAUUGGUUCUAGUUACAAUGAUCUUACAUCUUCCGCAGCAUACAACUUUUUUGCAAUAAAAGACGAAAGCCCUGUACUUUUUCGUGUGACACGACACUGGUACGUUUCCAGCAAAUUCGCUGGAUGUGGUAACGACGACUACUGGUUUGUAACGGAGGAAGGUACAGGAAACUGCGGCUACGACAGACUUACUCAGUAUCCAUAUAUCCUGUAUUCGCUGGGGCCAACGAUGGCAAACACCGCUAAUCAAGAGAACUUUGGCUUUGGUGAUGUUGCUGUGGUGAGAGUAAUACAAGAGUAAUAACCCUGUCAGCUGACGUGAAUGUACAUCUAGUAACGUACUGGAGUGUCACUGAGUGCUCGUUUUUUUUUCUAAUUUACAUAGGCAAUAUAUAAGAAAAUACUUUAUGUUUUUGGAAUUAAUCAUGAUAUGCUCACAGAUCUUGUAAAAUUUCUUGCAUUGACAAAAAUGAUGUUUUCAUCUAUAUUACAGUUGUGCUUUCAACGUAUUGAGGAUUGACGAAAAUAUAUUACUUCAACCAAUAAAACAUUAGAAAUA